GGGCGAGACGGGGAGCGGUGACAGCAGCGGCGGGGCCCCCCCCGCCUUUUCGCCGCGGGCUCCGGGCCGGGAAGCAGCAGCAGCAGCAGCAGAGGCGGCAGCGGAGGCGGUGACCGGCGGAUCUGCAGCAGCUUCCCUGAAGUCAGCCAUGUUCUCCAAGCUCACCCACCCUCAGAGCCUUGCUGCUCUCUGUCGAGGUGCUCAGGCUUCCCUGAGUUCUGCUGCCUCAGUUGCUCCAAAGAAAACCCUUCAGGGCUCUGCCUCCUCUGAAUACAUAUUUGAACGUGAGGCUAAAUAUGGUGCCCACAACUACCACCCCCUGCCUGUGGCUCUGGAAAGAGGAAAAGGUGUUUAUGUGUGGGAUGUUGAAGGUAGAAAGUAUUUUGACUUUCUGAGUGCUUACAGUGCUGUUAAUCAAGGCCACUGUCACCCAAAGAUAGUGGAUGCUCUGAAAGCUCAGUCUGAAAAGCUGACCCUCACAUCCAGAGCAUUCUACAAUGAUGUCCUUGGGGAAUAUGAGGAGCUUGUUGCCAAAAUGUUCAAUUAUAACAAAGUUCUUCCCAUGAACACAGGAGUGGAAGCUGGAGAAACUGCCUGUAAAUUGGCUCGGAAAUGGGCAUACACUGUGAAAGGAGUUCCAAAAUACAAAGCCAAAAUUAUUUUUGCAGCUGGCAACUUCUGGGGCAGAACCAUGUCUGCUAUCUCCAGCUCUACUGACCCAUCCAGCUAUGAUGGGUUUGGACCCUUUAUGCCAGGCUUUGAACUGAUUCCAUACAAUGACCUACCAGCCCUUGAGCGGGCCCUUCAAGAUCCCAACGUUGCAGCUUUCAUGGUUGAACCAAUCCAGGGUGAAGCAGGUGUGGUUGUCCCUGACACAGGUUAUCUCACAGGAGUGAGGGACCUCUGCACAAAACACAAUGUUCUCUUUAUUGCUGAUGAAAUCCAGACUGGUUUAGCCAGAACAGGGAAGAUGCUUGCUGUUGACCAUGAAAAUGUGAGGCCUGAUAUAAUUCUUCUUGGAAAGGCCCUUUCUGGUGGUUUGUAUCCUGUCUCUGCAGUUCUCUGUGAUGAUGAAAUUAUGCUGACCAUUAAGCCUGGUGAACAUGGAUCUACAUAUGGAGGGAACCCACUGGCUUGUCGAGUUGCCAUGGCAGCACUGGAGGUAAUUGAAGAGGAAGAGUUGGCUAAAAAUGCAGAAAUAAUGGGUAACAUACUAAGAAAUGAGCUCAUGAAGACCCCAUCUAAUAUUGUAACUUCUGUGAGAGGAAAAGGACUACUAAAUGCCAUUGUAAUUCGGGAAACCAAAGACUAUGAUGCCUGGAAGGUGUGUUUGAGGCUCCGGGACAAUGGGCUUCUGGCCAAACCGACGCACGGGGACAUCAUUCGGCUGGCACCCCCCCUGGUGAUCAAGGAGGAUGAAAUCAGAGAGUGCAUUGAAAUCAUUCACAAAACCAUCCUGUCUUUCUGAACACAGAGCUUUUGAAAGUCUUCCUGCUGACUGACCCAAGGUGGUGUGCUGAAAUCUGUGUGGUGAAGGCCUGCUCUUUGAAGGAAGCAUCUCUCAUCCUUUUUAUCUCAGAAGACUUAACUCCUAAGCUGUAGCUGUGUCUUGAAAGUAGAAUGGCUCUGAAGAAAAAAAAUGAUUUUAAAGAGCUUCCAAUCUGGGAAUACUUGGAGAUAAAGUAGUGAGGUUCUGCUCUUCUAGUUGUGUACCUACUCAACAGGGAAGUCAAAAUGUUUGAGGGGAGGUGUCUGUAGAAAUCUGCUAAUUGUUGGAAGUCUUAGCCAAAGUCUAAAGUCUAAUUUAUAUAUAUAUUAGUAAGGGUGGUCUUGCACUCUCAAAUGACUCUCCAAAAUACCACCUUUGGCUUUUUUUGUCCCUAGAUAAGUGUCUGUAGGAUGCAAGCACUUGUCAUUAUGGCUGAAUUUCUGUUUCUCAUUUGUAGCUAGGAAAACCUUCAAAUGCUGAAGGUUUGACAGAGUGGGUGUUGUGCUGGUGAGCCUGAAAAGCAUUGAGCUCUGUUCUGUAUGUCAAAUAUUUUGAUUGUAUGACAAGAGAUGCUGUUUUCAAGCCUGGUCCCAGUGUUUGGCUUUGCAAUCUUGUAAACCAGAUCAAAGCAUAUAGAUCUGCUUUUACCCUUAUCAAACUUUUGAUAAUCUGGAUGCUGAUAUUGAAACCUGCCUUGCAUUAAAAAAAAAAAAUAAUAAAUAUAUUCAUGUGCAACUAUAAUCCACAGUUGUAUUCAUAAAGAGUAAAACUUGCAGCUGCCUCUGCCCAAAGCCACAGCAAA
Molecule: messenger RNA, 2291 nt
Organism: Calypte anna (Anna's hummingbird)
Lineage: Eukaryota; Metazoa; Chordata; Aves; Apodiformes; Trochilidae
Gene: OAT
Product: ornithine aminotransferase
Exons: 10
Coding region: 149-1468 (439 amino acids)
Cellular component (GO): cytoplasm
Molecular function (GO): L-ornithine transaminase activity; identical protein binding; pyridoxal phosphate binding
Source: RefSeq, a predicted model, not a curated record